Messenger RNA from Pimephales promelas (fathead minnow), 2293 nucleotides. RefSeq names its product family with sequence similarity 8 member A1b (gene fam8a1b). NCBI's taxonomy places the organism in Eukaryota, Metazoa, Chordata, Actinopteri, Cypriniformes, Leuciscidae. The record is from RefSeq and is a predicted model, not a curated record.
ACUGAGAAGAGGUUGCGCUUUUGCUCAUGUCUUUUAUUCUAUUUCCUUUAUUAUGCACUACGAAAUAUUGCCGGAAGUUGAUUAAAUCGUCACAUAACAAAAGUGUCAUGGCGGAGUUAGACGAAAAGGCUGGUGAUAAGGAGAAAUCGUUGGCAAAAAACUGUAGAACUAGGGACGGCAAAAACAUGAAAACAAAUAUUCACAAGCCCUGUUCCCAGGGCAAACAAGACACUUCCACCGCUGUUACCACCACAGAGUACUGCGAAAAAUUACAAGAGUGGAUGUGGCAGUACUACUACAGCUAUAUGAACUGGCAGAGCUGGAUAGCCAUGUCUGCGUUUUCCUUCCCACCGUGUUUCCCAACACAGGGAACAAACGAAACGCCAGGAGCAACGACAUGGGGUACAGAUAUGUCUAAUGGAGACCUUCGGAAUUGGUUUAGCAGCCCGUUUGGUUUUCCUGCUGCAGGUGCGAACGCGGCGGGUGCUGCUGCUGACGCGAGCGGUCAGAGUUCUCGAGCCCCUGCCACAGCGCCUGCGCAGCUGCCGCUACAACAACAACAACCACAGCAACCCAAUGGAAAUGCUCAACAGCCUGGUAGGGAAUAUUAUAUCCCCUCUCCUCUGCAAAGGUUCUUGGCGGAAAUGGUAGAUUUCUUCAUUCUUUUCUUCAUUAAAGCCACAAUUAUCCUUAGUAUUGUGCACUUGAGUGGAAUGAAGGACAUCUCAAAGUUUGCCAUGCACUUCAUAGUAGAGGAGAUUGAUGAGGACACAUCAAUGGAGGAAUUGCAGAAGAUGAUGCUUGUGGCUCUAGUUUAUAGGAUAUUAGUUUGCUUUUAUGAGAUCAUAUGUAUUUGGGGAGCUGGUGGGGCGACACCAGGGAAGUUUCUCAUUGGCUUACGAGUGGUCACAUGUGACAGCUCCGUUCUGGUUCAGCCAAACCGAGUUCUUGUGGUACCAGCGACAAACGUCACGCUUUCUGCAUCUACAGUGAGAGCGUUAAACAAGAACUUCUCCAUCGCUUUCUUUUUUCCGGCAUUCAUCACACUCCUUUUCUUUCAGCACAACAGGACUGUGUAUGACAUUGUGGCUGGCACCAUUGUGGUCAAGAGAAACAGGCUUAGAUGACUUUGUCAUUGAAGUCAUUAUCAUCCUGACUUUGAAAUGCAAAAACAAGUUCAAGACAAAUGAGAGCAGACCAGCUGCAGUAAAACAUACUGCACUGAACUAAAGCUAUUGGCCUUUGGAAGAACUGACACUUGUAAGAGCUGAACACGGUAUUUCCAGUAUUUCUCCCCAUCUCCUCUGGACAUGAAUUGCUUUCUCAGAAGUAUUUUUAAUCAUCACUGUUGACAUCUUUGAAUAUUUUUUCUUGUGCCAAAAUAAGAUAAUUUAUAAAUGUGCUGCCACAUAAUACUUGAACUUCCUCUGGUACAUGCAUUUCAUGCAUCUCUCUCUCUCUCUCUCUCUCUCUCUCUCUCUCUCUGUUCAUGUAUGUGGAAUAUUGAUUGGAAUAUUUUCUUAGAAUAUUCUUUGACUAAUGGAAAUUAAGCAGGAAUUAACUUAUUUCUCCAAAUGCAAUAUAGUUUGGUUAUAGAUCCCAAUUUACUCGCUACGUUUGUAUUUCAGAUGAAUGUUUUGUUCCUAAUUACUUAUCUCUAUUUUAUGGCCUUUAAAAGCUUGAAAAUGCCGGAAAAACAUUUUAUUUGUAUAGCUGAGCUGUUUUGCAUAUUGUAAUUUUCACUGCAUGCCUUUUUCAGCUCUAUUCUGCACUAUCCUGAGCUGCUGAGUCAAUUAUUUCAACUUUAAAUAGCCUCAUUCUAAAUCAGUUGUUAGUAUGUUAUUCAUUUUGGAGUGUAUAGAUAUGGUGAAAUUGAAAUAAUUUACUUAUGUUCUAGAGAAAGUCUUCUGUGUUGUCUCUGUUUAUGGAUUGACUGUGUAUAUGUGAAGGGUUUUACAGUACAGCAAAUGAAAAAGGAUUUAUCUUCUGAAAUCACAUUUACAUACAGUAUGCAAGAAUAUAAAGUUAAUUUCCAUAUAGUCCUAAGAGUCAGCUAUAAAAAGCUCUAAUCAUUAACACUUUUAUAUGUAAUGUUUUUUUUUUUUUCAAAGAAUCCACAUAGUGGUUGAAUUGCACAAAAAUGGCUAGAUGAUAAUAUAAUGCAUUUGAUGAAUAUGGACAAAUUAUGUCAGCAAAUAUCUUUUAUUUUGUUUUGUUUUUCAUAGAGCUGCAAAAUAUAAAAAUUCAGAGCAUAUAAAGAUAACCAAUAAAGAUACCAAUUUUAUCUUUUAUA